Leptomonas pyrrhocoris is the source of this 631-nucleotide messenger RNA. Its product is annotated as putative short chain dehydrogenase. Gene Ontology annotation, cellular component: intracellular anatomical structure. Gene Ontology annotation, molecular function: 2,3-dihydro-2,3-dihydroxybenzoate dehydrogenase activity; oxidoreductase activity, acting on NAD(P)H, oxygen as acceptor. Lineage: Eukaryota; Euglenozoa; Kinetoplastea; Trypanosomatida; Trypanosomatidae. Gene Ontology annotation, biological process: siderophore biosynthetic process. The record is from RefSeq and is a predicted model, not a curated record. The coding region runs from base 218 to 631 and encodes 137 amino acids. The transcript has a single exon.
AGCGACACGAUCCGCCUAAUUAAGGAUCUCCUUAACUGUCUCUCUCUCUCUCUCUCUUCCCUUCUUUUGCCACCUUGCAUUACACAGUAAAAGCGACUAAGUAUUUUCUGCAUCGUGUGCUCUGUCAUUAUUCCUGUUUUGUUUCUUUUUUGUUUCCCAAACAAAUACGUUAAGCUCACCUCUACAUUUACCAACAGACCAUUCCUCGUUUAACACGAUGUCCCACGAACUUAUCAAUAAAAUCGCCUUCAUCACGGGCGCCGGUGCCGGUCUCGGCCGCGGAAUCUCCGAGCUGUGCUUUGAGCGCGGCUGCAGCGUGUUUCUGGCGGACGUGAACGGCGCCUCGGUUGAGAAGCUGGCCGUCACGCUGAACGCCGGCAAACACGCCGUGGAGGGUCAGCGCGCGGUGGCGGCGGCGCUGGACGUGUCAAACGAGCAGCAAUGGACGACUGUGGUGGACGCGUGCAAGAGCGCUUUUGGCCGCAUUGAUAUUCUGGUGUGCGACGCCGGCUGGCAUGCCAUGGCCCCUCUGGAACACGUCACGCUGGACAUCUGGAACAGGAUGAUGAACAUCAACGCAUUCGGCGUCCUCCUCGGCAUGCGCACUGUGGCUCCGCUGAUGAAGGCGUAG